Rosa chinensis is the source of this 2138-nucleotide messenger RNA. Its product is annotated as LEAF RUST 10 DISEASE-RESISTANCE LOCUS RECEPTOR-LIKE PROTEIN KINASE-like 2.5. The coding region runs from base 50 to 2014 and encodes 654 amino acids. Gene Ontology annotation, molecular function: ATP binding; protein kinase activity; polysaccharide binding. Gene Ontology annotation, biological process: protein phosphorylation. Lineage: Eukaryota; Viridiplantae; Streptophyta; Magnoliopsida; Rosales; Rosaceae. The record is from RefSeq and is a predicted model, not a curated record. The transcript has 3 exons.
CCCCCUCCCCCCCCCCAAAAAAAAAAAAAAAAAGAAGUAAUAUGCAAUUAUGCAUCCCUACCUUCUCCCAAACAUUUCUUCAUCCCUCCUCCUCAUAAUCUUGACCAUAUUCUUAUUCCAUGUUCCAAACUCUCUGAGCGUUGAUGAUGAGCUGUACCUCGACUGCAGCCAAUCGUUUGAAUGCUCCAAUGUUGAGAGCAUCGGUUACCCUUUCUGGGGAUCAAACCGGCCUGAAUACUGUGGCUUCCCGGACUUCAAGUUGAACUGCAGCGGCGAUGCCCCAUCCAUCUCAAUCCAGGAACAAGAAUUUCGAGUCCUUUCUAUCAAUCAGAGUGAAAGCAGUCUCACAGUCGCUAGAGUCGAUUACUGGAACAACGUUUGUCCGGGGUCCCUUACCAAUACCACCACCAUAGAAAAUUCAUCAUCCCGUGUUCUUCAAUAUGCUUCAGAUGUUCAACAACUCUUGCUCUUCUACGCAUGUCCCCCACUAAACAUUAGUCUCCCGUCUCAGCUUACCGGCCAAUUCGACUGCACCAUAAACUCUACUACUGAUUCCAUUAACUAUUAUGUGACGGAAGAUCUCACCGGUUUCGGGAUCUUCAACAUUAGUAGCACCUUUGGAACGUGUAACACAGCUGUCACCGUCCGAGUUACUCAAUCGGCAGCUUCAAAUUUGGCUCUGAAUACGUCCAAGGAAAAUCUAGGAGCUGCAAUGGAUUCUGGGUAUAAGCUGAUGUGGGAUGCAAGUAAUAACUUGUGUGAACAAUGUCAAGGCUCUGCGGGUCAGUGCGGAUAUAACACAUCUUCACGUGAAUUCAUCUGCUACUGCAAGGAUGGACCUAAUCCUUCCAACUGUGGAGGUUCAAGUUCAAGUUCAAUACCAUUGGGUUGGGUCAUAGGUGCUUUUGUGACCGUCGUACUCAUUGCUGGCUGCAUAUGCAUAUUAAGGAAUAGAGAUAUAUCGAGGAAAAGAAUAUUGGUCUUCUUCAAGAAAGAUGAAAGGGAUGAAUUUGAUAUCGACGCAUUUAUAAGAAAUCAUGGAUCCCUUAGUCCAAAGAGGUACCAUUAUUCAGAUUUGAAGAAAAUGACAAACUCUUUCAAAGAUCAGAUUGGUAAAGGUGGAUAUGGCACAGUAUACAAAGGAAAGCUAACCAAUGGCCUUGUGGUGGCAGUGAAAGUCCUAAGUGAAUCGAAGGGUAAUGGAGAAGACUUUAUCAAUGAAGUUGCUAGCAUUGGUAGUACUUCUCAUGUUAAUAUAGUGACUCUUGUGGGAUUUUGCUAUGAAGGGGAGAAAAGAGCUCUCAUAUACGACUACAUGCCUAAUGGAUCGUUGGAUAAAUUCAUACAUUAUAAGCAAGGCUCUUCAGAUGAAAGCUGCCGCUUGGAAUGGAAAACACUAUCUGAUAUUGCAGUUGGCAUUGCUCGUGGACUAGAAUACUUGCACCGUGGUUGUAACACAAGAAUUUUACAUUUUGACAUAAAGCCACAAAACAUUCUUCUGGAUAAAGAUUUUUGCCCAAAGAUAUCUGAUUUCGGCCUUGCCAAACUAUGCAUGAUGAAGGAAAGUAUUGUAUCGAUGCUAGGGACAAGAGGAACUGCAGGAUACAUUGCACCAGAAGUGUUUAGUCGCAACUUUGGAGGAGUGUCUCAUAAGUCUGAUGUUUAUAGCUAUGGGAUGCUAGUUCUUGAAAUGGUCGGUGCAAGAAAGAAUUUGGAUUCAGAAGUGUCUCAUACCAGUGAAAUGUUUCCACAUUACAUAUAUAAAGAUAUAGAGCUAGAGAAGAAUGAGAUUAUAUUUGGGGAAAUAACAGAGGAAGCAGAGAGCAAAAUAGCAAGAAAGAUGGUAUUGAUAAGUCUUGGGUGCAUUCAGACCCUUCCAUCUGAUCGACCAUCAAUGAGCAAAGUGGUAGAGAUGUUGGAAGGACCCCUUCAUUACGUGCCAAUUCCACCAAAGCCUCUCUUAUUUUCUGAAGAAGAAUCUGCACCCAUGUCCCAACCAUCUGAAACAGGCUAAUAAGCCAAUUACUUGUAUGGGAUGUUAUCUAUAACUAGGAACUUCAAGCUGAACUUGUGUUGCAAGGGAACAGUUUGUUAUUACAAGUGACCUGUUAAACCACUAUGCACUUUUUGUUUGAUUU